Messenger RNA from Paramuricea clavata, 739 nucleotides. The record is from the annotation of a GenBank genome assembly. NCBI's taxonomy places the organism in Eukaryota, Metazoa, Cnidaria, Anthozoa, Malacalcyonacea, Plexauridae.
AUGGAAAAUAAACUAUGCUUUGGUUGUUUUGGCAACGGUCAUGUGGUGAAAGGAUGCCUAAAUAAGAGGAAGUGGAAAACCUGUGGCAAACGACACCCAUCGACGCUCCAUAUACCUGGAUUCAAACUCCCCAGCAAGAAGGCUGCAGAUGAAAACGAAGGUGAAACCUCUCGUGGUAAAGAAGACACAAAGCUCAAUAGCGGAAGUAUUGGUGUCCAAAAUGACGAACCCACCAUAUUCCAUGCCAUCCUUCCUGUAAGAGUAAGACAUAAAGAAAGCAACAAAGUUAUAGAUACCUACGCGUUUUACGACAAUGGAAGUGACGGAUGCUUUCUAACUGAUACACUAAGAGAACAACUGGAACUUUCAGGAAACGAGACCACACUACGACUCGGAACUAUGCAUGGACAAAGUUAUGUCUCCAGUACAGUUAUUACCAAAUUAACUGUUACAGACUUACGUGAUCACAAUCCAAACGAGAUCCCGAAACUAUACACCAGAGAGUUCUAUACCAGUGAGUCACAAGCAAAAUCCAACGCCUGAAGUCUUAGCUAACUGGAAACAUCUUGAAGAAGUUAGUAAAGAAGUCCCAACUUAUAAUCCUGAAAUUGAGAUUGGUCUUUUGAUUGGUAGCAAUUGUCCGGUUGCACUGGAGCCACAAAGAAUUGUUCCAAGUGAUGGAGAGGGUCCUUUUGCAAUUCAACUACGACAUGGAUGGACUAUUAAUGGCCCUAUUUGA